This is a messenger RNA of Letharia lupina, 5034 nucleotides long. RefSeq lists its product as uncharacterized. Lineage: Eukaryota; Fungi; Ascomycota; Lecanoromycetes; Lecanorales; Parmeliaceae. Gene Ontology annotation, molecular function: histone binding; ATP binding; ATP hydrolysis activity. Gene Ontology annotation, cellular component: nucleus. Gene Ontology annotation, biological process: positive regulation of transcription by RNA polymerase II. The record is from RefSeq and is a predicted model, not a curated record. The transcript is spliced from 7 exons. The coding region runs from base 1 to 5034 and encodes 1677 amino acids.
AUGCCUCUUCGACACAAGCGGAAAGGCGACAUCGAUCCAACCAAGUCUGAUUCCGAGGAUGAAACAUACGGCACAUCGGCCUCGAAACCGCUCAAGUCAAGAUCGUCUAAAGCCCACCAAAAUAGCGCUUCGCGAAAGAAGCGGCGUAGAAACUACAGCGGUGACGAUUCCGAUGACUCUGAUGUAAUUGAGGAGAGCGAGUUGAGUGGUGGGCUGUCUGCAGAAGAUGACAUUGAGGACGAAGCGCCAGAGAUCGGACCGAGUGGACGGCCAAGGCGAAAGGCGGCCAAGAAAAAGCCGGUAUACGAAGAGAGUGAUAGUGAAGAUCUUUCGGAAGGGAUACGUGAGACUAGGGUCGAAGAUGAGGAUGGCACACCAAAGAAGAAACGAGGCAAACCUUCACUGGUCAUAAAGCUCAGGACUACGCCUCGGCAAAAUGCUGCACAACCUAGAAGAAGCACUAGAGCUCGCAGCGGUAGCAUUGGAGCCUCGAGACCUACAUCAUCUCACAUGCAGACUUCAGCGACGCGGAAAAGUAGUCGAAUUGCGCAGGAUGAGACAGAAGCCGUUGUAGCUCUAACGAACUCGGGCCAUCACGUCGAUGUCGUACGUCCUGGAACGCGAAGCCCUCCAACAGUGAGGCCUACGAAAGGUGGCAAAGGUGUUAAAAAAAUGCCCGCCAGCAUCGUGUACGAAGAAGACGAAGAGAGCUCAACAAGGACGAAAGAGCAUUUCGAUACUGAUGAGCUCCAGGACGAGGGAAACCGACUCGAAGUCGCUGCCAGUCGAGAACAUCUAGAAGAAUUAGACAUAAUCCAAGCCGACAACGAAGUUGCUGUCAUUCCUGAGUCUGAAGACGAUGGCCCCCAGGAUGAAGAUGAUGAAGACCCAAUAAACAAACCUGGCCGGAACCUAAGGCGACGUGGAAGCAAGCGUAUAGCAAAUAGUGCCGAUGAAGCAGCAAGCCGUUCAGGUGGUCGAUCGACACGCCAUGCUGUACGAUCAACCCUUGGUAAGCGCAAAACUCGAAGUUCUCAGAGAAGCGGUCAGCAAGAAAGCAGUGACUUUGAGCCCGGAGUCGAGGAAGGCGGUGAAGAAGAUGUCUCAGAUUCAGAAGCUUUGUCUGGCUCUCCACGUAAGGCUAGUAGGCAGCAUGACGAAGAUGACAGUACUCCUGCUCGGAGAGGUCCGAAACGUCGAAAGAUCAAUCCUCGCAGUCAACGAGUUUCCGACGAGCACGAUAGCGAAGUUGCCGAAGAGCUCGCAGAGGAGUUGGAUGAAUUACGAGGAAGCCGUUCUCGUCGAGCUGCCAGAACGGCGGGCAUCCUCUACGACGAAAAACCCAAGACACGGCAGCGAAAGCCUGUAGAUUAUCGUAUUCUGCGGCCGGACCUUGCUUUAACGUUAGACGAUGAUGGGGAACCAUCGGCAACAACUCCAUCUCGAAGAGGACGUGGUGGCGCAGGCGGAACUUGGCAGAGAAGUCUUUUCUCGACGUACGGCCCGUUUGGUGGCGCAGGCGGUCCCCCUCCAGUAUUCGGUGGUCCAGGAGGCAUUGGCGCUGUCGCUGGUGCGGAUUCUGACAGCAGCGAUGACGAGAUCGCGCAGCGUUCACGACCCGCUGGUAUUGGAGGAGCUGUUGGCAUGACGCCGACUACCGCACACCCCGCCGGCCCGAGCCUUUUUCCUCCGCCUCCUGGUCAACUGCACGGUGCUGAUCCUCUCCAAGGGCCUUCUGGAACUCCUGCGAACCUCGGGAAGGUUAAGGAAAAACAAGCUCUCGCGGAUGCGGAUCCUCUGGGAGUCGAUCAGAAUGUAAAUUUCGAUGCCGUUGGUGGUCUGCAAGGCCACGUAGACCAGCUAAAGGAGAUGGUCGCUCUACCUCUGCUCUACCCGGAGGUCUUUCAACGGUUCCACGUGACGCCGCCUCGAGGUGUGCUGUUCCAUGGACCACCCGGAACUGGUAAAACAUUGUUAGCAAGAGCCCUUGCCAACAGUGUCAGCUCACAAGGACGAAAAGUAACUUUCUAUAUGCGUAAAGGCGCAGAUGCUUUGAGCAAAUGGGUAGGUGAGGCAGAACGUCAGCUUAGACUCUUGUUUGAAGAAGCACGCAAAAACCAGCCAAGUAUCAUCUUCUUCGACGAGAUUGACGGCCUUGCACCUGUUAGAUCUAGCAAGCAGGAACAAAUUCAUGCUUCCAUAGUUUCGACACUGCUGGCCCUUAUGGAUGGUAUGGAUGGUCGAGGCCAAGUCAUUGUCAUUGGAGCCACCAAUCGCCCCGAUUCAAUUGAUCCUGCCCUCCGUCGACCCGGUCGAUUCGACAGGGAAUUCUAUUUCCCUUUGCCAAACACGGAAGCCCGACGAAGCAUAAUCGACAUCCAUACAAAAGGCUGGGAUCCUCCGUUGACUUCUACUUUCAAGAAUGAAAUUGCAAAACUGACCAAGGGAUACGGCGGAGCUGAUCUUCGUGCACUAUGUACAGAAGCAGCUCUGAACGCAGUGCAAAGAAGGUAUCCGCAGAUAUACAAAUCCAACGAGAAACUCCAAAUCAGGCCAGAGACGAUCAACGUCGCAGCCAAAGAUUUCAUGAUUUCUGUGAAAAAGAUGGUCCCAUCAUCCGAAAGAUCCGCGUCGUCUGGCGCGGCACCUUUGCCAGAGCAGAUCGAGCCUCUGCUACGAGAUCCACUUGCCGAUAUUGAGAGUCUAGUGGCUGAUAUUCUACCCCAGAAAAAGCGGUUAACGGCCCUUCAAGAAGCCGAAUUUGAAGAUGCAGAAGACGAUCGAGGCAUGGUGGUGGAACGCAUGCAGCAAGAAUUCGAGCGGUCUCGUGUUUUUCGGCCAAGGCUGCUUAUCAAAGGCGCACCUGGCAUGGGACAACAGUACCUUGCUGGAGCUCUGUUGAACCACUUCGAAGGCCUGCACGUGCAAUCAUUUGACCUUCCCACGCUUUUGAGCGACUCGACAAGGUCACCGGAAGCUACCGUAGUGCAGCUUUUCACCGAAGUCCGACGACAUAAGCCAAGCGUUAUCUAUAUUCCAAACGUGGACACCUGGUACGGAACAGUGGGGAAGCCCGUCAUCUCGACAUUUCUUAGUCUCCUACGGACGUUGGCCCCCACAGACCCAAUCUUACUUCUCGGAAUCGUAGAGUGUGAUGAGCGGGACAUUGAUCGGGAAAUGAUCAAGGAUCUGUUUUACUUUUCGAGAAAAAAUCAAUAUGAUAUCCCGAGACCAUUAAUGCCAUCCCGCCACGAAUACUUCAAUGCUGUCAUAGAUCAACUCAACGCCUCUCCAGCUGAUUUUCCAGAGCCUGCGAAUCGGAAGAAGAGGAGGUUCGAAGUCCUUAUGCCCGUCCCCCCUGAACCACCCAAGGAGCCGCCAGCUCCUACCAAAGCAGAGCAAAAGGCGCAGAAGAAAAAGGAUAGGCUACAUCUCAACCUGUUGAAACUCCGUAUACAGCCAAUUAUGGACCAGAUCAAACUAAGGUACAAGAAGUUUAGGACUGGGGUGAUUGAUGAAACCCAAAUAAGAUACUUGUAUGAGGAGGAAGACCCAAACAUUAUCACCACAGACUUACCGCCAGAGGAGCGGCAACCAGACCCAUCGCGGCCCUUUGAGAAAGCCACAGAUGAUCACGGCGAGCCCGGACUGAUCAAUGAAGCAUCAGGCAAAUUUUUUUACAAUAUGGAGAUAGUCACCAUUGAAAAGCGUUUGUCGAACGGUUACUACAAGAGGCCUAAAGACUUUGCGUCAGACAUUAAGAAGUUAGCCAAAGACGCCAAGGCAAUCGACGAUCAGGACCGGCUCAUCAAGGCAAAUGAGCUCCAGGCUAAUGUCGAGGUGGACAUGGAGAAUAUUGCAGUACAAGAACCAUGGCUAGCAGCCGAGCUCGAAAACGUAUACGUCCGAGAGACCAAGCGAGAACGAGAAAUGGUGGAAAAGGCUAAGCGACUCGCUGCGGUAGAAGGGCGGGAGUUGGCUAUCAUUCCAUCAAACGUGCCGCCGGGUGAUAUUGGGGCAUCGGCGACGGAGCAUUCAGUUGGUCCAAUUGUGCUUGGACAGCCCCUCAUAAACGGUCUAACAACCCAUCAUCCGACAACACCCUCUAAUCCAUCGCAGCCUAGUACGCUUACGAACGGCUUGUCUGCCGGACUCUCAGAUCUUAGCAAUCUCCACGGACAUCAUCAGAGUAACGGUACUUCCGUACCUUCUCGCGGCGAGGGCAAUAUUCAUACAUCUCCUAGUGAUGAUGCACCAUCUACCGAAAGAGAGACUCAGGGCAGCUCGUUCGGACCUUCUGCUCAAACUCGCCCUCUGGGUUCCUAUACUGGGGGCCCUGCUUCUAUUGACCAGCGAAGAUCAAUACCCGGAAGCCUCUCUCAGAAGAGUCUGAUUACGCCCUUAGCUGAAGGCUCAAAUUUGGCCGACUAUACAAAUUAUGCAUCAACCACCUCGUCAGAUAAGAGGAAUACGGGAUCGUCUGCCGACAAGAACACCCAAAGCACAACAGGCAAGAUUGAGGGACCAGAUUUCUCCGCUUUCCCCGACACAGCGGAAGCGAACUCUCAGCUUCCUGACACUCGAGGUAACACUCAAGCUUCCCAAUCAUCUGCCCUCCCCAACAGCAACCCUAGCGAUCCUUCUAGCUCCCAAGGUCAGCUUUCUCAACCGGAGCGCUUGUCACAAACGCCGGCGGUGCCAUUGUUUCAUCGCGAUAGAACCGACAUCAAUUCCAUUCUCAACGACCCCGUUCCUGGUGCCUCUAGAGCCCUCGCUACUCUUCAACCCCAACUGAUAAUUGACCAAGCGCUCAGCGCCAAUCUGCUUCACAAUGUUGUUGCCCAGACAAGUGGCUGCAGUAUUGAACAACUGGAGCAAGUCUAUUCGGCAUUGAUGAAUGAAAUCUGGAGGACCAGAGGGGAAUGGGACAGGGGGAAAGUGGCCCUUCAGUUGAAUAGAGUCUUUGCGGAUGUUAUGGCGGACAUCCACUCAUGUCAGGGAUUGGCCGCAGGGAGCAUGGAAAUCGAAAGCUGA